Tetrahymena thermophila SB210 is the source of this 7215-nucleotide messenger RNA. Its product is annotated as transmembrane protein, putative. The transcript is spliced from 22 exons. NCBI's taxonomy places the organism in Eukaryota, Ciliophora, Oligohymenophorea, Hymenostomatida, Tetrahymenidae. The record is from RefSeq and is a predicted model, not a curated record.
AUGUAUCUUAAGAGAUAUUCAAUUCAAACCAUUAGCUUUUAGCAUUAACUAUAAAUAUACGAUUAUUUUAAUGGGAACCUUUUAGUUUAAAGCGAUUUAAAUUUUGGAAAAACUUUCAAUAUUCUAUAUUAUGAUCCAGAUGCUCAUGUCUUAGCACUCUAUGAAUCAGAUAAAAAAAUGUCUGAAAAUAAUCAAUUUUCAUUAGUUUUCAUUUAUAAUUAUUUUGAAUUUAAGCUCAUUCCACCUAAAGGCUAAAGUAAAAAUAAUAAAGCAGAUACUAUAUUAGAAGACAUAGACAAUAUGCAUCAUUUUACUAUCUUCAAUCAACCUUUAAUAUGCAGGAUUGAUUUCAUUAACAGCUUUUUUAUUUGCGAUGAAUAUUACAAAGUAAACUUGUCUAAAUAAAUAAUAACUCUUGACUAUCCUCUCACAAGUGAAAUAAAUUAGUAUUAAGAUUAGGUACUCAAUAUUUUUUAGAAAGCAACAAAUUAAACAUAAAAAUCUUCUGAGGAAUUCUUUGUAUCAUCAAAAGAUUUUUUAUUAUUACACAAUGGUAUAAAAGGAAGGAAAUUUUAUAUGGAAAUUGAUUGCAUGAUUAGAGAAAGCAAUAAUUUUAUAAUAAAUAGGAUUGAAUCUUUCUUUAUUUGUAUUAGCAUUGAUAAUUAAAUAAUAAAUAUCUAUUCUUUUCUACCUAAGCCAAAACUAAAUUAGGAUAAUCAACUUCUAUCUUACAAGCUUUUGAGAUCCUUUUAAGUAUAAGAGUACAUCUAGGACUACAAAUUUUUCUUCUUUAAAAACAGUGUACUUGUGUCAAUUAAUCAUACUAUCAAUGUUUAUAACACAGAUGCAAUUGUUUCAAGCAAAUAAGAUACAAAAAUAAAACCUAUAAUUCAAUAAGUAGAUGGAGAGAUUAUAUUUAUAGACUCAGACCAAUAAACUAUUCUUACAUAUAACAAAAAUAUUUAUCAAAGGAUAUGGCUUAAUGGAUAUAUUGAGGUGUGGAAUUUAGAUAAAUUUGAUGAUAUGGAAAUUGUUGAAUAUGUCAGUUCAUUUAAAGACGAAUUAGAUAAUUCUAUUAUUUUUGUAGGGAAGAUAUAAAUAAAUAUUGACAAUUAUUUUAAAUAACUUAAAUAACGCUAUCAUAAAGAAGAGAAUAAGAAAUAAUAUUAAGAUUAAGAUUCAAUCAGCUAAGAUAGUAAAAUAGUUGAUGAUGAAAUAGAGGAAGAUAUUUAAUAAUUAAAGCAAAAGAUAAAGAUUUAAUAAGAACGAGGAUACUAAUUGUUUUAAACUUUCACUAUAGGUAUUGACAGAAAUACUCUAGAAAAAAAAUUUUAUUUAAGAAGCGACUAUAGAUGUUUUGAUGCAUAAAAUUUGAUAGAAGUUUAGCAUUUUGAUGCUGCUAAUCAAUAAUAUUUCCUUAUAACUUCUUGUUCACAUUUAAUUGUUUAAUACAAAAAAUAAAUAAGCGAAGAAGUAUAUCAUAACUUUUAAGAUCAUUAAAAACUAAUAGUUAAAACUAUUUCUUAAAAAAACCUAAUUUUAUUUUACUAUACCUAAGGAAAAGGAGAUAUAUUUACUCAUAGUCAUUCUUCAAUAAAAUUAGUUAUAAAUAACUAAGUUCUAACAAAUUAAAUAUCUCCUCCACAUAGCAACUUUUUAAACAAUUAAUUGAUAAAUUAAUUGAUCGAAAUAUGUACUCAAAUAGAAGACUUCAUUAUUCUAUUCUAUUAGCAGGAUAUUUUAGUUUAUAGUUAUAGAUAGGAUAAUGAUAACAUAUAAUAAUAGUAAACUUUGAGUUUGAAAUCCUCGCAUAAGAUCCCUUACAACUUAUGUAAAUCAAAAAAAAUUGACUUUAAAAACGAUAAAUAUGGAAAUUUUUGGGCAAUAGCUUUGACUUUUUCCAAAAAUGAAAAUAUUUUAAGUGUGAUUGAUUUAUCAGAUAUUUAACAAGGUAUUAUAGACUUUCCUUUAGAAAUAUAAAUAAAAAAAAGCAUGGGCUGCAUAUCUGACUAAAAUGAUGAGUAAAAUUAUUUUAUAGAUUUCUAUACUAGAUAUAUAAUUGCCUAUGGAAGAUACAAACUAUGCAUUUUUAACAAUUUGGGAAACAUAAAAAAAGAAAUUGCUAUCAAUUAGAAAAUUAGCAUUGAAUUUAAUUAUUAAUAGCAUGUGCUUCUUUUUAUAGUUUAAAAAGGAGAAAUAAAUGAUUUAAAAAAUUUUGGAAUAAUUUAUGAUUACGUGCAUGAGAAAUCUACUGAAAUGAAGAUUGAAAAACUAAAUCCAGGAAUUAUAAGAUCUGUACGAAUGAUAAUUAUUGGAUACACAAUGAGUGAUAAUCUUAUUAGCUUCAUUUGCACGGAUUUAGAAAACUAGUAUGUCUAUAGCUAUACCCAUAUACUUAACAAACAGUACCUACCUAAAUACAAUUAAGCAAGUUUCUUAGAACGAAUUAAAUACACAAACGAGUGCUCACAAAAAACCUAAUCUUAUGAAAGAUAUUUUAUAAAGAGUUUUAUAUUUGAAGAAAAAAACUAUAUUGUAAAUAUCUAUUAUGAUUCAAUUCAAAUUUAUUAAAUAUCUAAGUAUCUUAAAAUCGUUCUUAGGCUUUUAUAUUGUAUCCUACCUGAAAACCAAGAAGAGAGCACUGUUAAACCUUAUAGAAAUUUUUUAGAUUUAAAAAUAUUUGAAACGUCCAUUGAGAGUUACUAUUGGUCUGAUAUAUAAGACAAUAAAGACCUUCAAGAAGAUGAUACUCUUUUAGUAAUGGCAAUAGUUUUUACAAAUCGAAUUACUUUAUACUAGUUGGAUCAAGAUAAUCACCCAGAAUUAAUUGCCUAUGCAACCUUUGACUAGCAUAUAAAUGAAAUUAUUGAAUUAUCAGAAAUUGGAAAACAGAUAAUUGUUUUAGUUGCUCGCAGUUAAAAUAAUCUAUACACGUAUAAGUUUCAUGUUAGAAAAAGACAGUAAAUUUGUUCUGUUGAUUGGUCAAGCUCUAAACAAGGAUAGUAUUUAAAAAAUAAAAAUGAUAUUGUAGAAAGAUCAAGAAUUAAUUACUUGUUCAACCAUUUAAAAUUUCCAUAAUAUUUCUAUCUAAAUCAUGGCUUACAAAAUACUAACUAAAUUUUAGAUUUAUCUUAUAUUAGCACUUUAAAAAAUAUAUAUCUCUACUAUCAAUCACUUUAAAAAUAUUAAAUGACUUAUAUAGACUUUGAAAAAAUAAACAACUAAGAGAUAUUUGCAAUCCAUUUUGAAUCUUUUGAGCUUAGUAUAAAUCAAUAUUAAAUACAGUUUAAUGAUUAUAAAUCUGUAGUACUAGAUAAUUUUGAAAUAAAAUUAGAUAAUAAUAUGGUUUAUUAUGGUUUUAUUACAAUUAAAAAUGUUAACUAUGUUUAAAUAUCGAAUUUCCGUCUAAAAGGAACAACAGAUUAAAGCAAUUAAAAUUAAGAAUAAUACAACCAAGGUAUAGGCUAUAUUUUUAAGUUCAUUAAUUGCAAGAAAGUUAAGAUAUUUAAUUUUUAGAUGAAAAAUUUUAAAUGGAGUUCAAUUAGCAGCUUUUUUAUUCUAGAAAGUAUAAGGGAUGUUUAAAUAGAGAAAUUUGAUGUAGAAAAUAAUAAGUUUAGAGGUUAUUUAAUAAGAUUGAAUUUUAUCAUAUCAGCUUAAAUAAAUCACUUAAUUUUCAAAUAAAAUAAAUAAAUUUCCAUUCUAGAUGUAGAUAAUGCUGAAGAACAAAGUACUGAAACAACUUAUGUCUACUUAUAUAAUUUUUUUUUUUCUAAUUCAUUUAUAGAGAGCAACGAGUUUAGCCUUACAAAUGUAAACUUUAAAUAUGGAGGAAACAUUAUCCAUAAGAAUAUUUAAAUAAACAACAACACCUUUUAAAAUCCAUAUUUGUUUUCUUUUAACCCAGAUAAAAUAAAAAUAAUAGAUACUAUUUUUGAUGGAAAUGUGCUUAUUUAAACUAAUUUAAUUGAUAUUUAAAAUGGUAAAAUUCUUUUAGAGAAGCUGAAGUUGUUUAAAAAUUUAUAAAAUGCUGUUUAGAACCAUCAUUACACUCUUCAAUAUGAGCAAAAUGCUCCUCAGUUCCCUAUUAUAUUAUUUAAAUCAUCUGCAAUCACGAUCUAUUAAUCAUAAUUCUAAGAUAAUGUUAUAUUUUUUAUGUUAAUUCUUGCUGAAAAUUCAUAAAUUUAAGUAGAUUAAUGUAAAUUUGUAAGUAAUUUUUGCAGAAAUUCAAAUAUGGGUUGUUGCUUAAGCACUUAAGAGUCUUCACUAAAUUUGAUUCAUUCUAUUUUUAUAGAGAAUUUAUCAGUAAGUGGGUCCGCUGGAAAGUUUUAUAAGUGUAUUGGAGAUAUUAAAAUUAAUGGCUGUUUGUUUCAGAUGAAUAAGGCUCAAUUUUAUGGAGGAGCGCUUUUAUUAGAGUAGUGUUCUUAAAUACAGAUUAAAAAAAGCACAUUUAUAUAAAACGAGGCAAUGAUAGGUGGAGCUAUUCGAUAUUUAUAGACCUACCCUUAUAAUUUUUUAAAUAACUAUGAUAUUUAUGAUAAUAAGAUAUAUAACAACGAAGCUUAUUUUUAUGGAUAAAAUAUUGGAUCAUAUAUAAGGUUAAUUUAAGUGAAAGAAGUUUUUGAAUAAUAUGUUGAUUUUGAUGAUCAAAUGAGCAUAAUUAAAAAAGAUUUUUUAGUUCAAGAUUAAAAUAUCAUCAAAAUAUUUAAUUUUACAAGUGGAAGACACUUGUAGAUUAAUUGGGACAUGGCUGAUGAGGAAAGAAGACGUCUUAUAUAAUCAGAAAUAAUCGAUUUAAAUUUAAAAAUUAUUGAAGAAUAAGACAUUAACGAAAAGGAAUAUGAAAUUAUAAAAAAAUAUGAUUUAAAAAUCAGCAAUAAAGCUGCUAAGAUAUUGAGUUAUUAAAAAGCCAUCGAAGAUAAUAUACUCCAGAUAGAUAUUAACUUAGUUGGGGAAGAGUAAGGCUAAAUAUUAGUUAAAAUAAAAUUUCCUGAUGUCCUUAUUCCUAAAAAUGAAGUUAAAAGAUCAAAGAUAAUUAGCUAAGAAGAAAUAACCUCUAAUUAAGGAGGAGAGAAUAUUUUUAUGUUUCCUCUUGAAGUUUAUUUAAUUUUAGAAAUUCGUCCCUGUUAGCAAGGAGAAACACAAAUUAUCUUGCAAUCGAGAGAAACUAAAUAUUUUAUUUGCUAGGAGUGCUUGAGAGGAACUUUUUCAAAAACUGUAAAUCCAAAUUAAGAUACAGUUUGUAAGAAAUGUGAUCCCUAAAAUUCAGAAUGCUUCAAAAACUACUUAUUUACUAAAAAGGGGUAUUGGAGAUAUAAGGAGUCCAUUUUUACUUGCCCAUAUUCAGAAAGUUGUAUUGGUGGAAAUGGUUAAGGAGAUGACCUUUGCUAAGAAGGCUACAAAGGAGCUUUAUGCUAGUCUUGUGAUUCUAAUUUCACAAGAUCCUCUAAACAAUUUGUUAGAUACGGGUUUGAUAGAUGCAUAGAAUGUGACUCUGUUGUUGAUAAAAUAUUAAAUCUUUCCCUUUUGUCAAUUCUAUUUUUACUUUUAUUAAUUGGUAUUGCUUAUUCCAGCUAUCAAAAAGGGAUUAAGAAAAUUCAGAUUUAAUAUUUGAUUAAAAUGGGCUUGCUCUCAGCAGGAAACUCAGCUAAUUUUUUUUAAUCUGUGUACUUUGCCAAACUUCUAUUGGGAUAUUUACCUAUGAUUUAGUUAUACCGCAAAUACGGCUCUUAUUUAGACACUCAUGUAUUUAAUGUCUGGAACAAGAUAUCUAUGAUAUUCUCAUAGCUUUCAUAUUCUCUUGAAUGUAUCAUAGCAAAAGUAUUUUUUAAAAUAGGUGCCUUCUACCCCUCUAGGAUAGUAGUAACUUCAGUAGGGCCUAUGAUUGUUUUGCUAACUGUUAUUUUAAUCACUUGCAUUUUACAUAAAAAAAAAUUGAUUAAAGAUCAAUUAAAAGACUCUAUCAAUACGCAAUUGAUUCUUAUAAUAGGACUUUUCUAUUCUUGCAUAGCAAUAAAUAAUUUACUUGAAUGCCUUCACUAUAUAUAGAUUGAAGAUAAGAACUUUUCACUAGCCGAUACUUCUAUAGAUGCAAAUAACGAAAGUUAUUAAAUGUUUCUUUCAUACUACAUCUCAAUAUUCAUAAUUUUCUGGACACUGCUUGUACCUAGUUUAUUGGCGUUAAAGCUUUUCAGUAUGAGAAAUUCUCUAGAUAUGAUAAAAAUGAACUGGUAGUAUGGGUUUCUCUUUUAAGAAUAUAAGAUUAAAUAUUAUUUCUGGGAUUUUGUAAAGCUUUUGGUAAGAAAUUUCAUCUUCUUUUUUGUCAACCUGAGUGGAUAAGAAUAGCUUACAGAAGAUGGAAUUCUAAUCAUAGUAACGCUUAUUCUAUAUAUUUGGAGUCUGAUUGCAUUCAUGCCUUACAAGAAGAGAAGCCAUAAUUCAAUCGAUAUAGCCCUUUCAUGCUCAUCCAUAGUUACUGCAUUCUUGACUACUUUUGGAUAUGACAUAGAAGAAAAAGAAAAAAGUCUUUUCAAAAUCUGCGAAAUAUUAACAGACUUACUAAAUAUAGUCCUAAUCAUAUUUAUUGUUCAAAGCAUGGAAAUAAUGAAUAUAAAAAGGAUGAGGCAAAAAUUUCAUAAUAAUUUGUCAUGGAAAACACUAAAAUUAUGGAAUGAAUUACGAAAAAAAGUACUUCGAUAUAAAUCUUAGUAAAAAUAAAUGAAAAGCGCUUCAUUUGACUACCUUCCAAUAUUUGAUAAUUUAGGUAAAUUAAAUAAAAUUUAUGGCAACUUUCAAAUUAAAUUUAUUUCGAAAAAGAUGAGUUAGACAAUGUACCAUGUGCUUAACCUAUAAGUUUAAACAUAAAUGCAAUUUAAGAAAAUGAAUAACCUCUUCAAAAUGAUUCCUUAAAUUAGCCAUUCUUGUGUAGUUUUGAUGGCUAGCUAUGAUUUUAUCAUCCCUUGGUUCUAUCAAAAAUCUCUUUAAAAAGUAAAAGCAAAGCUAGCAAUGUAAAUUAAAAAGAGACCAGCGUAAUAAAUAAAGAGGUUUAUUAUAGGAUGUCUUUUAGAUAGAGAUAUAAAUAAAAAUAGAGCUAGCUAGCUUUCAAGCUACCUUAAUUUGUAAAAAAUUAUAAUUGAGAUUACUUUUACAUAAAAAUAAAAUGAAAUGCUUAAGAAAAAUAUAUCUAUUUAAAAUUUAUUUUAGACAAAUUAUUUAUGA